Parastagonospora nodorum SN15 is the source of this 1843-nucleotide messenger RNA. RefSeq lists its product as hypothetical. Gene Ontology annotation, molecular function: protein kinase binding. Lineage: Eukaryota; Fungi; Ascomycota; Dothideomycetes; Pleosporales; Phaeosphaeriaceae. Gene Ontology annotation, biological process: signal transduction. Bases 1 to 1692 code for a protein of 563 amino acids. The record is from RefSeq and is a predicted model, not a curated record. Gene Ontology annotation, cellular component: cytoplasm; nucleus; nucleotide-activated protein kinase complex. The transcript is spliced from 3 exons.
AUGGGGAACCAGCAAUCCAGCUCGCGGUCGACGACGCCGACGUCGAAUCCACAGUCCCCUAGCAGCGUGACCGCGACCACACAGUCACAUGCACAGAAAGAGCGGCCGUCCCAUGCCCAUGCCCAUCCACAUGCACACAUCCCGCACCUUCACCACGCCGCCCGCAGGCGAGAGUCGAUUCCGGCACUUACGGUGAAGUCGCAGGCGGCGCCUCCGUCCGCCUCGUUCACAAACGCCGAGUCCCAUCCCACGUCGACGACACCCCGCCCGCUGUCGCGUGGGCGCGCACAAACCGUCGCAACCGCAACCAGCACCGUCAUCGCCAACAACCUGCGCGCCGCCCAGGACCACUUCAAAGCCACCACCCCCGCCCCCGACACCAUGGGCAACGAGCAGUCCAAGGGCCAGAGCAAGGAGAAGGGCCACUCUUCGCGCAACAGCACCCCGCCGCAGCUAGAGCCCGCCACGAGCACGCCCGAGAGAGCCCAGCAGCAGCAGCAGCAGCAGCAGCAGCAACAGCACCUGCCGCCGCCAUUCUCAGAGCCCGCGCCUGUGCCCUCGCCGCAGACCCGCCCCGUCGAUGUGCCUGCAGCACCCCGUGAAGAGGCGCCCGCCAGCAGGACAGACGACCCCGCGUCCUCGAUAGACCCCGCCGAUGCCUCGCAGACGGAGUAUGUCGUGUCAUCGUCGCACUUCAGCCGCCCGCCCCGCCUGCCGCUGCCCAUCGAAGAGGAAGACUACCGGCCCGGCUCGCCCAUUCUCGACGCGCAAAACUACUCGAGCCCCAUCGACCACAAUGAGGUCGAAGGCGCGCUCCCGCGGCACUCGUCGAUGCUCAGCACGACCACCGCCGACGACGAGGACCUCGGAGAAGAGUUCAAAGGACCGAAUACUGGGCGACCCACAGUGCCGACCCUGAUUGAGUGGGAGGGCGAGGGCGAACGCGUCUAUGCGACGGGCACCUUUGCAGGAUGGAACCGCAAGUAUAGGUUGCACAGAAAUGGUCCCAGCAAGAAGAAGGAUGCCCUCUCCGCCUACAUUCACAUUACGCCCGGCACCCACCACCUCGCCUUCCUCGUAGACAACGACAUGCGCACGUCCGACAAGCUCCCGACCGCCGUCGACUACACCAACAUCCUGGUCAACUACAUCGAAGUCUCGUACGACGACCUGCCCCAGCCACCCCAGCCUGCUCCCAAUCAAACAGAACAGCAGAAGCUCGACGCGGCAACGCCGGUGGAGGAACUCGACAAGCCGACAGGUGUCUAUCCGCCGCAAGUCAUUUCAAAUCCAUCCGAUGUGGCACCGAUGAAAGCGCCACUGCCUGAACCCGCGACACCAAAAGUUCCCGAACCAUCUAAGAAAUAUCACCAGAACAUCCCGCGCUAUCUGCUUGAUCUCGAUUCGUCGGAAGAGAGCUCACGCUUUAAGAGGGCGAACGAGACGUCCAACAAUCUGCCUACGCCGCCAACUCUGCCGGGUUUUCUUGGUAAGAGCAUAUUGAAUGGAACGACGCCGCACAAGGACGAUAGCAGUGUGCUGAUCAUGCCGAACCACACUGUGCUGAACCAUCUUGCGACGAGUAGUAUCAAGGACAACAUCCUGGCGACGAGCGCUACAACGAGGUACAAGCAGAAGUUCCUCACAACCAUCAUGUACAAACCAAAGGAAGAAGAUCCCGAUCGGUAUUGAGGCUUCGGCGCACCACUGUAGCAGGGUUUUAUUCUUCUACAUCCCACGAGAUACGAUUUUACGAGGACUUUUGUAUGCAUUAUGUAAUACCCCAGCGCAGCACCUAAGCGAUAGAUCUGGAAGAGCAGAAUAUAUUCAACAUUGCAUAGAA